AUGAACAGCCGAGCCCUUUGCAUCCUCACCAAGGACGACUUCCCACUCCGCUCCCUGGGUUCAGCUGACGUUCUGUAUGAGUUGCUCCAGUACAUCAAGACCCAGCGGCAAGCUGUGGCAUGUGGGCCCUUUUUCGGAAGAGCUUUCAGGCAGAGGGUGCCCACUCAGCCCUUCCCCUGCUGCCUGGAAGGGGAUCGGGGCCUCCUGCAGCAGCCACCAGCCCUGGGGCUUGCCAGCUCCUUGAGCCAUGUGGAUGCCCCUGGCCUGGCCAGCUGGCCCCUCAGCAGGCAGGAGUCACUCAGUUUAUCUCACUGUGUGGAGCUCGGCUGCAGGGCUGAGGGAGUCUCCUCCUUCCCCACGAUGCCACAGGCCCCCAUUGACGGCAGGAUCACUGACUGCCAGCUGCUGUGGGAUUACAAGUAUCAGCUGCUCUCUGGCACCUGGUACGAGCCCUACAUCAAGUGGGAAGACAAUAAUGCCAAGAUCUUCUGAGUUGUGGAUCCAAAUGGGCUUGCCAGAUUCUGGGGAAACCACAAGAAGCAGGUGAAUGUGACCUAUGAGAAGAUGUCACGUGCCUUGGCCCCCUACCAUAAUCUGAACAUCAUUAAGAAGGAACCCAGGCAGAAACUCCUGUUCAGGUUUCUGAAGACACCCAGGAAGAUCAAUCAGGAAAAGGGCAACAGCAGGGAGCUUCUGGAGAGCCAGGAGCAGGACAGGGUGGACUUCAAGGAGGAGAUGCUGGAAGUCUCUCUGUGA
Delphinapterus leucas (beluga whale) is the source of this 756-nucleotide messenger RNA. The record is from RefSeq and is a predicted model, not a curated record. Lineage: Eukaryota; Metazoa; Chordata; Mammalia; Artiodactyla; Monodontidae.